CUCUCUCUCUCUCUCUCUCUCUCUCUCUCUCUCUCUCUCACACACAUCUCCAAUGGAGCUUCACUCCCCGAGAGCAGCCAAAAGACUAUGGAACCUCCUCCGAAUCGCCUUCUUCAUGAUGAGAAAAGGCCUCAUCUCGAAGCGCAAGCUACUAAUGGACAUGAACUUGAUGAUGAAGAGAGGCAAACUCAUGAGCAAGAACCUCGGCAAGAAUCUCCACUUCCACCACCACCACCAUCGAACUUCCUCGCCCUUCAUCCUCCAAGAAUACGAGUUCUCCUGCACCAACAGCCCCAACCCCGCGUUCUCCCACUCCAAGCGCCGCUACUUCCCCUGCUUCAAUCCUAUCGUCGAGGAUGAGACGCCGAGGGCCGCCUGCACUGUGCCCAGGAUCGAAUACUCGCCCUUACCGUCGCCACUGUGCUUUGCCCUGUCUCACGACAGAUCGCCAUUCAGAUCGCCAUUCUCGGUGAGAAUAUCGAAUUUCUCUGCAGAGGAGGAGAGUGGUUGUGGGGAUGCACAAGUUGAUGAUGAGGCCGAAGAGUUUAUAAAGAGGUUUUAUGAGCAGUUGAGGGCGCAGAGUCGGAUUGCUUUGAUUGAGUAUCAAGAGAAGGAGGUUCAAGAGAUGCUGGCGAGAGGGAGAUGAGCAUAAAAUACAGUCUACGUAUGUACUGUACAUAAUUUUUUUUUGUUCUAUUAAUAAUGGGGUAUUUGAAAGAUGAAUACCUAGUACUUUUAUUAUUGUCUGGUGAGGGACUUUGUCAGUGAGAUGGAGUUGUACCCCUUUUAUAAAGCCUGUUAUGUAUUUU
This is a messenger RNA of Asparagus officinalis (garden asparagus), 809 nucleotides long. RefSeq lists its product as uncharacterized. The record is from RefSeq and is a predicted model, not a curated record. Bases 53 to 646 code for a protein of 197 amino acids. Lineage: Eukaryota; Viridiplantae; Streptophyta; Magnoliopsida; Asparagales; Asparagaceae. The transcript has a single exon.